Messenger RNA from Salvia hispanica, 2143 nucleotides. RefSeq names its product F-box protein At5g07610-like. Gene Ontology annotation, molecular function: protein binding. Lineage: Eukaryota; Viridiplantae; Streptophyta; Magnoliopsida; Lamiales; Lamiaceae. The record is from RefSeq and is a predicted model, not a curated record.
AUUCAAUUAGCAAACUCUCUGCCAAUCGCAAACAAUUGGCCACGCCGGAGCUAUUCCACUCCGCCGCCGACAUUCGGCUAUUGGAUUGGAUACUUCCUUCGUUAUUGAGGAUUUCUUCAGAUCUCUUCUGAUUUUCAAUUAACAUCAUUUUCAUGAAAAGAAAAUAAAUUUAUCUCCCACCGACCAAUUGCGUUCUGCAUUUUAGUUCACAAAUUUCCUCCGACUUUUUAUCUUGCUUUUAGUUUCAAUUAUUGAUCAAUUGAAGCUUUCUUUGCAUAAACAAUAAUUUAUUCAUACUUUAUUUCCACGUUUUAUUGUGAUUUAUCCAGUUAGUUGAGCUCGAUUAAGAAAUUAGAUCCAAAUCAGAUGUGGCUGGCUGAAUUUUGCCUCGGUUUGCUGCUUUUUGAGCUGGAAUUUGUUAGGAAAUAUGCUCAAAUUGACUAAUAUUUCUUGUUUUGUGAUGAUGAAUUCUGAUAAUCUAAAUUAUAAUCACCGGCAGCGACGAAUUCAUGAAAUUUGAUGCUCACUAUUUCCUGAGUUUUGUUUGAGUUAUUAAUUAUAUCUUUUAGAAUAAGUGUAUGCAUAAACAUUAAUUAAUUAUUUCAUAUCUUCCACGUUUUUUGUUUGCUUCAUCUAGUCUACUUGAAUUUGAUUAAGAAAUCCGCAAUUUGUUUUAAAUUAUAUGCACAGCUUGUACAAGUUGACUACAAAGAUGCACAGCUUUUUAUAACUUACUUAAUUUGUGAAUCCAUAGGCUAGUUUAGUGUUUUAUAUCUGCACACAAAUUUAUCCUUUGUUUUGUGACAUUAUUGAUCUCAGUUUGACAUGCUUAGAACAGCUUUGCAAGAUCGAUCCUGCACUCUGAUGAUAUGGUCACUGACAACGAAGAUCUGUUGAUCGAGAUCCUCCUCUGGCUGCCGGCUAAAUCCCUCAUCAGAUUCAAAUUGGUGAGCAAGAAAUGGUUCAAUUUGAUAUCGAGCCAUCAUUUCUCCGAACAGCAUACUCUGCAGCAGCGCCACAGACGCCGUCAUUCAAAGUUGAGGCCUUCCCUCCUCCUCCAUCUCGCAGAGGCAUCAAGCUACUUGUAUCUUCACAGCAGCCCCAAUGGUGAAAAUUUGGUGCCAUAUGCUUUCUCCUCGGCUCUAGCUUCUCCAACUAUUCGGAGCUUCUCCAACGGCCUUUUUCUGCUCCAGUGCCGCAAUGUCGAGAGCCCUUUUGAAGUCUGUCGCGUCUACAAUCCAGCCACAAAGCAGUCCAAGAAGAUCUUGCUCAACGUGGAUCGCAUGUAUAGAAGUGUUUUGGGGCUCAACUUGGUAUUCGAUCCCCUGAAAUCGCCUCAUUACAAGAUUGUUUGCAUCAAGUCUACUCCGAGGAGGUCAUUCAGCCUCUGCCGGAGUUGGUGGAGGCGCUGUCAGAUUGAGGUGUACGAGUCUGAAACGAGCACCUGGAAGGUGUGUGGCGAACCUUUUCUGGCUCCACGUGAACUGCUGUUUGAUCACGGGAUAGAGUGGAAAGACUGCAUCCACUGGUGUGGGGUCUUCUUUGAUCUUCAAGAGUGUAAUAUUGGACAGCAUCCAGAAAUUGUGGUUCCCGGGGAUGCUGAAACGGGGGGUUUUCUCCAGAAAUAUGUAGAGUCGAACGGGUUUUUGCACAAUGUUGCUCACUUCCCCACAAAGAAAUCUGUUAUGGUCUUUGAACUGCAACGUGACUACUCUGAAUGGUCGUUGAAGUAUCACAUUAACCUUGGUGGAGCUUUGGCGCCACUGUCCGUGCUGAGCUACAUCAGGGGAGAUAGCGAAAAGGAAGAAGAUAGCAAGUUGGUGCUUCAUGAACCGGGCAAGAUUAAGUUUUACGCGCUGCAAGAGAAUUGCGUGAAGGGGCUGGUUGAUUUCGAAGGGAAGGAGUUUUACAAAGAGGGACAGGCUCAAUCAACUGUGAACCGUAGUUUUCAAGUCAUUGAAACUCUAGCUUCUGUUUGAUCCGGUAGUUUCAAGGUUAUGUUUUUCAUGUUUCUUGAUCUCACAACAUGGUUAUCUUGUUUAUUUAUGUAUUGGGAAAAUUCUUAAACUCCCAAAGUUUGUGAUUCAUGUCUUGGGCACAACUCAUGAAUAUUACCCAAAACUUAUGUUGUUCAUGGCUGUCA